Messenger RNA from Etheostoma spectabile (orangethroat darter), 1332 nucleotides. It is a transcript of the gene lbx1b, whose product is annotated as ladybird homeobox 1b. The transcript is spliced from 2 exons. Gene Ontology annotation, biological process: regulation of transcription by RNA polymerase II. Lineage: Eukaryota; Metazoa; Chordata; Actinopteri; Perciformes; Percidae. Gene Ontology annotation, cellular component: nucleus. The record is from RefSeq and is a predicted model, not a curated record. Bases 472 to 1287 code for a protein of 271 amino acids. Gene Ontology annotation, molecular function: sequence-specific double-stranded DNA binding; DNA-binding transcription factor activity, RNA polymerase II-specific.
CACACGACUAAAUUAGACCAAAGAUGAUAAGAGCACAAAGCAUUAUAAUAAUUCCGCCGGGCUCCUCCUCCUUCCAGCCAUGCGUCCUAAUUAAUGGGACACCCCCAGUCGCAAAAAGCCCCGCACUGGACUGCAACAUAGUCAAAGAGUGAAAGGGAAGAGGGCGAAAGUGCCACUGGAGAUAAUUGAUUACCUACCAAUCAAUGAUAACUUGUUAGUAAUCGUCAACUCUUUGGACCUCGCCAUUUUCAGGGAGGCAUCUCACUCCUGCGGACUUGCUGCUCCGGAGGAUCUACACUUUGAAGACAUCCCAUUUUGGAAUAAGAUUUUCUUUUCUUCAUUCUCUCCUCCGUGAUUGUUUUUUUUUAAGCCUCCCAACUGUUAUGUGACUUUUUUUUCCUCGAUUGCAUCGCUCGUUUUUAACCGCUGAAUAUUUCAACGAAGUCCUUUUACAAACUCUGCGCACAACCAAUGAUGACAUCCAAAGAAGUGGCCAAAUGUGAUGCAGUGGAGAAUAGGAGGCGAAGUCCGCUGGACCACUUGCCGCCUCCUGCCAACUCCAACAAGCCGCUGACCCCCUUCAGCAUCGAGGACAUCCUGAACAAACCGUCUGUGAAACGAAGUUACACCAUUUGCGGCACAGCUCAUUUAAUUUCGUCCUCUGAGAAGCACCGUCCGUCCAGUAUCCCUCUGUCCAGCCGGGCUCUCCUCAACCAAACCUCCCCGCUCUGCGCGCUAGAGGAGCUGGCCAGCAAGACCUUCAAGGGACUGGAAGUCAGCGUUUUACAGGCUGCGGAAGGCCGGGACGGGAUGACUCUGUUCGGCCAGAGAAGCACCCCGAAGAAGCGUCGGAAGUCUCGGACGGCGUUCACCAAUCACCAAAUCUACGAGCUGGAGAAGCGCUUCCUGUACCAGAAGUACCUGUCCCCGGCCGACCGGGACCAGAUUGCUCAGCAGCUGGGCCUGACGAACGCGCAGGUCAUCACGUGGUUUCAGAACCGGAGGGCCAAACUAAAACGGGACCUGGAGGAGAUGAAGGCCGACGUGGAGUCGGCCAAAGCCGUCGGUCAGGUCCCUUUGGACAAGCUCGCCAAGCUGGCGGACCUGGAGAAAUGCGCCAACGGCACGCUGGGCCACCCGCGACCCGAUUCCCCCGCGCGGGGCGGCCAGCAGGAGCUCGAGCUCGCUCAGAAACUGCGGAACUCGCCGCUGUCUCCGUUCUCAGACCACACAACUAGUAAAGAGUGCUCAGAGGACGAGGACGUGGAGAUUGAUGUGGAUGACUGAUGUCGCAGCGUGGGGCUGGAAGGUCGAGAAACACAAAAAGACGAU